Geosmithia morbida is the source of this 471-nucleotide messenger RNA. Its product is annotated as proteasome assembly chaperone 3. The record is from RefSeq and is a predicted model, not a curated record. The coding region runs from base 1 to 471 and encodes 156 amino acids. The transcript has 2 exons. Gene Ontology annotation, biological process: proteasome assembly. Lineage: Eukaryota; Fungi; Ascomycota; Sordariomycetes; Hypocreales; Bionectriaceae.
AUGGAUCCCAGACCAGACACCUUCCCGGCAGGCAGCCGUCAGAUAACCGGCACAUUAGGCUCCAUCCCCACCGAAGUAAGCCGUCUCGACUUUUCGGACAAGAUACUCCUCACUAUAUCUCAGCAUGGCAGAUUAUCACAAUGGAUCCAAGUCCCCCUAACAGGCUCCUCAGCCGACCAAGUUGAGAUGGCCCUCCCCUCGGCUGGCACCUCCCUCCUCCCCUCCGCCCACCUCACUCCCAAGACUCUCCUGGGCGGUGGGGGUCAGGACCGGGAGACCAUCGGCCAGCUGUACGCCGCGCAGGUCGCCAGCCAGAUUUCCCUGCGUGCGCCGGACGAUAGGCGCAUCCUCGUACUCGGGCUGGGCGUGGACCUGGCCCAGUUCCAGGCUGAUGCGAAGGCGAGUAGCAGGGCUGACGCGCAGAGACAGACGUUUUUCGAUUUCCUCGAGCUGGUACAGCGGGUCUUGUAA